This is a messenger RNA of Piliocolobus tephrosceles (Ugandan red Colobus), 905 nucleotides long. RefSeq names its product melanoma-associated antigen C1-like. Gene Ontology annotation, biological process: negative regulation of transcription by RNA polymerase II. Gene Ontology annotation, cellular component: nucleus. The record is from RefSeq and is a predicted model, not a curated record. Lineage: Eukaryota; Metazoa; Chordata; Mammalia; Primates; Cercopithecidae.
GUUCCCAGGAGACAAACCUCCUAGGAAGACAGGCGACCUGUGAGGCCCUAGAGCGCCACCGUAAGAGAAGAAGAGCUGUAAGCCGGCCUUUGUCAGAGCCAUCAUGGAGUGCUGUGAGCUCCUCCUCCUCCUCCACUUCCUUGAGCCCAUUCAGUGAAGAGUCCAGCAGCCCAGUAGAUGAAGAUACAAGCACCUCAGACACCUUGCUAGAGAGCGAGUCCUUGACAGACAGUGAGUCCUUGAUAGAGAGCGAGCCCUUGUUCACUUAUACACUGGAUGAAAAGGUGGACGAGUUGGUGCGCUUUCUUCUCCUCAAAUAUCAAGCGAAGCAGCCUGUCACAAAGGCAGAGAUGGUGACGAAUGUCAUCAGCAGGUACAGGGGCUACUUUCCUAUGAUCUUCAGGAAAGCCCGUGAGUUCAUAGAGAUUCUUUUUGGCAUUUCCCUGAGAGAAGUGGACCCUGACGGCUCCUACAUCUUUGGAAACACAUUAGAGCUCAGCUGUGAGGGGGGUCUGAGUGACGAGCAGGGCAUGCCCCCGAACCGCCUCCUGAUUCUUAUUCUGAGUAUCAUCUUCAUGAAGGGCACCUGUGCCUCUGAGGAGGUCAUCUGGGAUGUGCUGAGUGGAAUAGGGGUGCGUGCUGGGAGGGAGCACUUUAUCUUUGGGGAGCCCAGGGAGCUCCUCACUAAAGUUUGGGUGCAGGAACGUUACCUAGAGUACCGGGAGGUGCCCAACACUGCUCCUCCACGUUACGAAUUCCUGUGGGGCCCAAGAGCUCAUUCCGAAAUCAGUAAGAGGAGUAGUCGAGUUUUUGGCCAUGCUCAACAAUACCGUCCCUAUUUCCUUUCCACCCUCGUACAAGGAUGCUUUGAAAGAUGUGGAAGAGAGAGCCCAGGCCAUAAUUGA